AUGCCAACAACCUGCACCUUCUUAAGACCCCUCAUCAACGAGGGAAUAGGCAACGUCGAACAGAAAGUAAUUGAAGUUCUGGAUAAUUUCCUUCAAAAUCUUAGUCCGGAUUCUAUUCGAGUCGCUACACAGGAAAUUGACAAGCUAAAUCCCGCGAGACACUUGCAGGAAGGGUGUAAGGUCCCGGACAACGACUUAGAGGAAUUCCUCUGGCAGACGUGGGAUGCAUUUAUCAGUGUUGCCCGGCAAGUUCCGCAUGACCACCCCUUUCAAGACCGAAUGGUAGACCUGGUGGAAGCUCUUACUUUGUUGCCUCCAUUAAAUGUAGAGAUUUGGCAGACAAACACUCGUUUAUGGACGGAUUUACCUUUGCUGGGUCCAAGCAUGAGGGAGGCUUGGAUUUCGCCAGAACCCACAGAGGGCCACCCUACAAACCAAAUGGCACAGGAAUGGAUCAAUUUGAAUGCGUUCGCAGCCCGACUUCUUAAGGUCGAUGCGGUAUCAUGGACCGUGUUUGGUAUAUGGGAGCUCCGUGAAGCCCUUGAGGAGCCAUCUGAGAUCUCCAGGCUCGAAUGCAAUGUACCGGCAGCUGCAGAAUGGAUUAGGCUGAGUGGUGAAUUACUCUACAGACAAGCAAUCCAUGGCACAGAGGGCAAAGAGGAAAUUCCCUCUGUUGCAACUGGAUCUUUAUAUAACGGUAAAAAUACGAUGUGUCUUGAAAGAUGGAAAUUUUGGAAGUGCCGUUUCGGUGAUAUCGGGGAGGAAGCUGAUAAGCAUAUAAGACAGGUUGCACUGAAAGCUAGGAGAGAGAUGGAGGUGAUAGAGCAAGAUUAUACAGGUUAA
Messenger RNA from Aspergillus tanneri, 843 nucleotides. Its product is annotated as DUF3632 domain-containing protein. The record is from RefSeq and is a predicted model, not a curated record. Lineage: Eukaryota; Fungi; Ascomycota; Eurotiomycetes; Eurotiales; Aspergillaceae. Bases 1 to 843 code for a protein of 280 amino acids. The transcript is spliced from 3 exons.